AUGGUCGGCACAGUACGAAAAGACAAACGAGAAGUUCCUCGGGAAUUUCGUGUCGCAAGAGGAAGUCCAUUAUGUUCUUCUAAAUUUGAGUUCCACCCACCAUGCACACUAGUAUCGUACGUGCCAAAACCAAAUAAAGUUGUCAUCUUGAUGUCAACGAUGCAUAACGAUGCCAUAAUUGAUGCUGACUCUGGAGACAGUCGAAAGCCAGAAGUAAUAACUUAUUACAAUAGGACGAAAAAUGGAGUUGACUCUUGA
Messenger RNA from Parnassius mnemosyne (clouded apollo), 258 nucleotides. The record is from the annotation of a GenBank genome assembly. Lineage: Eukaryota; Metazoa; Arthropoda; Insecta; Lepidoptera; Papilionidae.